AUGUCCAAGGUAACGGCGCCGGGGCCCGGGCCGCAGCCAGUGGCGGCGGCGGGCGGGAAGGAGAAGCGCUCCUUCAGCAAGCGGCUGUUCCGGAGCGGCCGCGCGGGCGGCGGCGGCGGCGCUGGGGGCCCCGGGGGGCCCGGGCCGGCCGCGCCCGCCUCGCCCUCGUCGGCGCGCUCGGUGGGCAGCUUCAUGAGCCGCGUUCUCAAGACGCUGUCCACGCUCUCGCACCUUAGCUCCGAGGGCGCCGCCCCGGACCGCGGCGCCUCCGCCGCCGAACCGGUGCCCGGGGUGGCGGGGCUCCGGAACCACGGCAACACGUGCUUCAUGAACGCCACGCUGCAGUGUCUCAGCAACACCGAGCUCUUCGCCGAGUACCUGGCACUCGGCCAGUACCGGGCGGGGCGACCCGAGCCCUCGCCCGACCCCGAGCAGCCUGUGGGCCGCGGCACGCAGGGCCAGGGCGAGGUCACCGAGCAGCUGGCGCACCUGGUGCGGGCCCUCUGGACCCUGGAGUACACCCCGCAGCACAGCCGCGACUUCAAGAGUAUUGUGUCAAAGAACGCACUGCAAUAUCGGGGAAAUUCCCAGCAUGACGCCCAGGAGUUUCUGCUGUGGCUUCUGGACCGAGUUCAUGAAGACCUCAAUCAUGCUGUGAAGCAGAGCGGCCAGCCUCCUCUGAAGCCACCGUCAGAGACUGAUAUGAUGCCCGAGGGACCAUCUUUUCCUGUCUGUAGCACUUUUGUACAAGAACUUUUUCAAGCCCAGUACAGAUCUUCUUUGACAUGUCCUCACUGUCAGAAGCAGAGCAACACUUUUGACCCUUUCCUCUGCAUUUCUUUGCCAAUUCCUCUACCCCACACAAGGCCUCUCUAUGUUACCGUAGUGUAUCAGGGGAAAUGUUCUCACUGCAUGAGGAUUGGUGUGGCCGUGCCUCUGUCUGGGACUGUCGCCAGGCUUCGGGAAGCAGUGUCUAUGGAAACAAAGAUCCCCACUGAUCAGAUUGUGUUAACGGAAAUGUACUAUGAUGGGUUCCAUCGUUCCUUUUGUGACACUGACGACCUGGAAACAGUCCAUGAAAGCGACUGCAUUUUUGCCUUUGAGACUCCAGAAAUAUUUAGGCCUGAAGGAAUUCUCAGUCAAAGAGGAAUCCACUUAAACAACAAUCUAAACCACUUGAAAUUUGGCUUGGAUCAUCAUCGACUGUCUUCUACACAAACUGCAGCAAAGCAAGGGAAAACAGACUUGCCCCCAGCAAGAGCGGGAAACGACAAGAUUGUUCUAUUAGUGUGUAACCGAGCCUGCACUGGGCAGCAAGGGAAAAGAUUUGGACUGCCUUUUGUGCUGCACUUAGAGAAGACAAUAGCGUGGGACCUUCUGCAGAAGGAAAUCUUGGAGAAGAUGAAGUAUUUCUUGAGGCCCACAGUUUGCAUCCAGGUGUGUCCAUUCAGUUUGCGUGUUGUCAGUGUUGUGGGGAUAACAUACUUGCUGCCCCAGGAGGAGCAGCCGCUGUGCCAUCCAACAGUAGAAAGGGCGUUAAAAUCUUGUGGACCAGGUGGCACUGCUCAUGUGAAGUUAGUGGUAGAAUGGGACAAGGAAACAAAAGAUUUCUUGUUUGUAAAUACUGAAGAUGAGUAUAUUCCUGAUGCAGAAAGUGUCCGUCUGCAGAGGGAGCGUCAUCAUCAGCCUCAGACUUGCACUUUAUCCCAGUGUUUCCAGCUCUACACCAAAGAGGAGCGGCUUGCUCCAGAUGACGCCUGGCGCUGCCCGCACUGUAAGCAGCUGCAGCAGGGGAGCAUUACGUUAAGCCUCUGGACUCUGCCUGAUGUGCUUAUUAUACAUCUAAAGAGAUUUCGACAGGAAGGAGACAGGCGUGUGAAACUUCAGAACAUGGUCAAGUUCCCCUUGACUGGCCUGGACAUGACACCUCAUGUGGUUAAGAGAAGUCAGAGCAGCUGGAGUUUGCCAUCCCAUUGGUCUCCAUGGAGACGGCCCUAUGGACUCGGGAGGGACCCUGAGGACUACGUCUAUGACCUGUAUGCUGUGUGCAAUCAUCAUGGCACCAUGCAAGGGGGGCACUACACAGCGUACUGUAAGAACUCUGUGGAUGGCCUCUGGUACUGCUUCGAUGACAGUGAUGUGCAGCAGCUGUCGGAAGAUGAGGUCUGCACACAGAUGGCAUACAUCCUUUUCUACCAGAGGCGGACAGCUAUUCCAUCAUGGUCGGCCAACAGCUCAGUGGCAGGCUCCACAAGUUCUUCCUUGUGUGAACACUGGGUGAGCCGGCUUCCGGGGAGCAAGCAAGCCAGCGUGACCUCUGCAGCUUCCUCCAGACGCACCUCCCUGGCCUCGUUGUCCGAGUCGGUGGAGAUGGCCGGGGAGAGGAGUGAAGACGAUGGAGGUUUCUCAACUCGACCAUUCGUGAGAAGUGUCCAGCGUCAGAGCUUGUCAUCCAGAUCUUCUGUCACCAGCCCCUUGGCCGUUAACGACAAUUGCAUUAGACCUUCUUGGUCCUUGUCCGCCAAGCUGCAGAUGCGCUCCAGUUCUCCCUCCCGGUUCUCAGGGGACUCUCCGAUCCACACCUCUGCCUCCACCUUGGAGAAGAUCGGGGAGGCAGUGGACGACAAGGUCUCCAUCUCUUGCUUUGGCAGCUUAAGGAACCUUGCCAGCAGUUACCAGGAACCAAGUGAUAGUCAUAGCCGACGUGAGCACAAGGCUGUGGGUCGGGCCCCUCUGGCUGUCAUGGAAGGUGUGUUCAGAGAUGAAUCAGACAUCCGCAAAUUGAACUCCAGUGUUGUAGACACACAGAGCAAAAACUCAGCACAAGGGGAUCGUGUGCCCCCAGUCUCUGAUCCAUUUGAUAACAAUAACCAGAUUGCUUAUGUGGAUCAGAGCGAUUCUGUAGACAGCUCUCCAGUCAAAGAGGUGAAACCCACAAGCCACCCGGGCUCCCUCACAAAGAAAUCAGACAGCACAGCCAAGAGAUCCCCCAGCUCCAAAGGCGCUUCUGAGCCAGAUAGAAGCUUGCGGAAGGGGAGACCAGUCUUGGCAAGCCAGGAAUCAUCUCUUUCAAGUACAUCUCCUUCUUCUCCUGUUCCUGUAAAAGUUUCUAUAAAGCCCUCCCGCUCCCGAAGCAAAGCAGAUUCUUCUUCCAGGGCCAGUGGACGGCAUUCCUCCCCUGCCUCUGGCCAGCCCAGAAAGGAGUCCUCCCCCAAACCCCAGGACUCUGUGUCAUCUCCUUCGCCCCAGAAGCAGAAAUCAUCUUCCUCCCUCACCUACACUGCUUCCUCCACAUCUGCCAAAAAAGCCUCGGGCUCUGCUGCAAGGGGUCCCUUCCCUCCUGGGAAGAGCAGGACUUCAGACCGGAGCUUGAGUAGAGAGGGCUCCAGGCAAAGCCUGGCUUCGGACAGAGCCAGCGUCACCUCCAGCUCUAAACCCAACUCCCCUCGGGUGAACCAGGCCAGGGCCGGGGAGGGCCGAGGGGACGGAAAGCACGUCAGGAGCUCCUCCAUGGCCAGCCUGCGUUCCCCCAACACAAACAUGAAGGCUGGUCUGAAGAGGGACAGCAAGUCGGAGGACAAGGGGCUAUCCUUCUUCAAGUCAGCCUUGAGACAGAAGGAAACCCGGCGGUCGACUGACCUUGGCAAAACAACCUUGCUCUCCAAGAAGGCCGGUGGGAGCUCUGUCAAGUCGGCUGGUAAGAAUGCUGGGGAUGAGAAGGCAGAGAAAGGCUACCAGCCUCCAGGUUUCCAGCAGCCAAGUGCAAGUGCAGUUGGAAAAGAGCAGCUUGUCUCCAAGGACCCUGCUUCUGCUAAACAUUCCCUGCUGUCCGCUCGCAAAUCCAAGUCUUCCCAGCUAGAUUCUGGAGUGCCCCCAUCUCCUGGUGGCAGGCAGUCUGCUGCGAAAUCCUCAAAACAGUUCUCUUCUAGCAUGCAAACCUCUGCACGGCCUUCUCAAAAACCUCAGUGAUGUUUCUGCAAUCCACGUGUUUUAUCUGUAAAGAUGUUUAUUUAUUUAGAACCCCUUCCCUCCCACCAAAGCCCUCUAUGCUUUUGUUUUGUAUGUUUCGGGUCACGUGCCUAGUGUGUGUGCGUGUGUGUGCGCGCGUGUGUGUGUAGAAUUCAACUGCAAAUUGUUAAAAGCGUCGCCUUAUUCUGCCAUUGAACCAAAUAACAGCCAUAGGCAAAGCAUUGAUACCAAGCUAACUGGAAUAAUUGUAGAUGAGACCCUGGGUGGUCCCU
Neomonachus schauinslandi (Hawaiian monk seal) is the source of this 4241-nucleotide messenger RNA. RefSeq names its product ubiquitin specific peptidase 31 (gene USP31). Gene Ontology annotation, biological process: protein deubiquitination. The coding region runs from base 1 to 3969 and encodes 1322 amino acids. The transcript has 17 exons. The record is from RefSeq and is a predicted model, not a curated record. NCBI's taxonomy places the organism in Eukaryota, Metazoa, Chordata, Mammalia, Carnivora, Phocidae. Gene Ontology annotation, molecular function: cysteine-type deubiquitinase activity.